GAUGGCGCGAUCUUGCGGUAUAGAGCAGCGAUACUUUUUUAGUACCUGAGUGACAGAGGUGACACUCCGUAGAGCAAUGCGGAAAUUGAUCUAGUCUACUUUGAGAAAAAACGAAAGAGAGGGUGUAAAAAAUAAGUACCCCGGUAUGGUAAUGAUGUGGAUAUAGUGCUAGCCUUUAUGGAUGUAGAUGAAAUAGAUAAACACAGCAAAGGACCACGCCUGAAAAGUCGAGUCCGGAGAAGCGAGGAAGUGGCCUGAGGAAAAGAAAUAAAAUGGCAGAGGAGGAUAUAACAGUGCACAACUCCCCCUCACCCUCAUUUGUCAUGCAAAAUCCCAAAUCCAGCCGCGACCUUGUGGCACUGUUUGCAUGACAGAUUCUGGGAGCGGAGCCCAAUAAACAGUACUACACUAGGGACAUGAAUUUGUCAUCCAGAGGCCCCACGCGUGAUGGUGUUUGUGUUGCCGUUCAUGCCAUACAAAUGAGGGGGAGGGGGAUUUGUGCACUCUCAUAGAGGAGGAGGCGCCACCGGAGCCAGAGAUCUUCAACAAAUGCUUCGAGACGUCUAUGCAAUGCAAAUGUGUCUGGGUCUGCACGUAUGCAACUUGUCAUGCUAAAUCCGAAUCAUGCGAAAGUCUGUGUUGCUUGCAUGAGUCCCAAAAGCUGACCACUUUCGACCGAGUUGGAAGGGAGUUUCUCAUGCAGGAUAGGCAUGGCAGAGAGAGAGAGAGAUCUCACAGAGUCUGUCAUGCUAGGUCCCGCAUUCCAGAUCUCAUGGGUCACGGAAAAACUGCAUGACAAGUUUACACUCGUCCAGACCCAGACAUUUUUGCACUUGAUAGCGUCGAGUGGACAACUAUUCUACGGCGAAGUCAAGGCGAAGGAAGACCCCGAAGCGACGUAUCAAAUGUAAAAAUGUCUGGGUCUGGAAGGUUGAAACUUGUGAUGCGCAUUUCAGAACACAGAAAAGUCUCUCAUGCAUAGGCAGCAAAAGUUGCCCAUUUUCUGUCACCAAAGUCAGGGAUUAAUGCGGAUUCGGCAUUGCGAACGCUUCUCGAAACCUGUGAUGCUAGAGCUUCCAUGCCAGACCUUCUGUGUCAUCCAAAAGCAGCAUGAUUUUUCCAGACCCAGACAUUUUUACAUUUGAUACGACGGAGGAAAGUGCAACGGAAUACGUCGCGCACGGCAAAGGGUUGACAAUAUGGAGCAAAAACACCCUGAGCGGGAGAAAGAUUUGCUUCAAGAAGCACACAGGUACUGCACUUUUUAGCACCUCCGUCCGGCUUUGGGGCGAGGAGCGCGGUGGAACUUUUCGCUGCGGGAUCCGAUGUUGACUUGUUCGAGUCGUUUUUCAUUGCACAAUGUCAAGUCCAGUUUAGGUCUGGUACAAGCACCCACACUCGUGCUCGUCCUCCGGCAUGCAUCACUAUUUCUUCCGGCAUGCAUGACUUUUGGCACGACGAGUACUACUUUCAAAUAUUAUCAGGUGACUACGCCGAGAACGAAAUGUCAGGAGACGGAACAAUAGAGUACUACGAUGGGAGCGUGUACAAGGGGGAGCUUGUGCAGGGUACUUUCGAGGGCGAGGGUACCUACACCUGGCCCAACAACAGCUUCUACAAAAUACCACCUGAAAAGAACUUGUUGUUAGCGUCUACCAUAGGAAGAUCGUAGAACAUGUACAAAAAAAGAGCAACGCUCAUGAAAAUAAACUACACAUGAGCAUUUUUGGGCACGAAUGCAGCACAUCGCGCAAUCUUCACGCGCAGGCCCACUUAAUGUUGACACGCUAGCACAAAUUUUCGUUGCGAUACGAGGGCACAUGGAAGAGCAACGAGAUGCACGGCCGUGGCUUAUUCCAAAUCGACUGGAGUGGUACCUAAUCUAAACUGUUGUUUUUUACCUCUCAUUUCGUCGUAUAUGGGAUUUUAGUUUUCAAUACAUGCAGUUCAUGGUCGAACUUUCUCCCUUUUAGGCGAACAUGCAGACGAUAUUUACAUUCCUAAAGAAGAAAAUAACGAUCACAACAGGUAAAUUCCGAGAAGGGCAGUUCCAUCGAAACUGUGUCCAGAAUGUGAAUACGAAAAGAGCAAGCGUCCUGCUAGUUGUAAAGUGGACAUCUUCGUGCAACUAUCAUCCGAAAAAAUCAGUGUUUGUUUACAGACCGCACGUAGUUGCGUAAAUGCAUGACGUACAAAAUCAUGUCGUGGUUCUUGCGACAUCCGUCUACGAGGGGCAACUGCCGAUACCAAUUCCAAUCGGAGAAAAAAAUAAACUGAUAGUGGAAGCACGUAAGAAUUUUUGCGAUUUACAAGACGACUAAAUGAUACGGAAGUGCGGUGGGUGGACAUCCUGGAGGAGAUUAGCCAAAUAGAAAUUCAGGAGUUGAGCAAAACGGCACUGCGCAACGACAUCGCCCGGGACGACGGCCCACCGGUGAUGACCUGCAGCGAUCCGUCAAAGAUGCAGGAGCUGAUGACCAAGAUGAUUGAAGAGCAAAACCUAAUCCCCCUGCUCGUUCCAGACCAAAGUUUUGGGAGCGGUAUGUUGACAACUGGAUUCAAAUUAUGAUUUCCGUUGAUGUAGCAUGUAGUGAAGAUGAUGCACCACCACCAGCUUCAGCUUCAUCACAUGGGGUACUAUGGUAACACAAACACCAUAUCUUCUUCAUUUGCGAAGAAAAUAAAAAUUCCCAAAGGUAACUUUACGCCUCUUGACUGGGUCCACAUGUGCGCCGAGCAGAAUAUGGUUGGGAAAAAACUUCAGAACCUACUUAGCAUGUCAAGUCGUAUGGCAUAAUGUUCUGUGAAGUUCUGGUGCAGAUUUUCAACAGGUGUAGUAAGUUGUAGCAACACACUGUACAGCUGUGAAUCGGUUGCUUUUACUUGUAGGAAAAAAUAGGGUGGUAAGAGUAAGAGUGCUACAACGAUGCAUGCUGAGGCUUGUGCCCGAUGAGGUUCGCGGAGGAGUUUGCGGUGGAUGUCGAAGUCUGCGGCCUACCAAGCGCAGGCGGUCGAACCGGCACCAGUGGAAGGCGAGGAAGAGAAGGAAGAAGGGGAAGAAAACUCGGCCGGACCACCGAUCUGGAAGGACCCGCUCGCGACCCUAGAAAGCAGAAUCGUGCAUGUGGGACAUAUCGCAAAGAUGAAGAGACGUGGGUACGACUACUCCGCUCUGCUCUUUACCGCGCUGCAAACGGCACUACUCGCGGAGGAUAAAAUGUGCCUGGUCUUCGACCAGUACGACGAAGUGAAGUUGCCGAGCGACAAUGACAUACCCCUGCCCUUAGAACGUACAGAUACUUAUAAUAUAGAUACUAAUUUUUCUGACGAACCCGGGGUUGAUGAAUUGAAUGUUUAUGUUGCUUCCACCUGUUGUCGUGUCUGUUUUUGUAAAAUCAAAAAGGUUGAUUGACAACUACGCGACCCGGUGUCACCAGCCAGCUGAUUUCGUUUUUGAAUAUAAUGAAGUUUUGGUCGUCGUUGCGGAUACAAAAUAAACGAAAUAAUCUUCGCACACCAGCACCGCCGACGCAGCUGCAUGAGGGGGACAUGGGGGCGAUGGGAUCCCCGCUCGAUUAUCCUGUGCAAAAGCAUCGUACUAGUAUGAAUUGCAUAUACCAAUUGGGUUUGCAUUACAAAUUGAAUUUGUAAUGCGGAUCUGCCUUAAGAUGAAAAUAAAAAUUUGUAAUGCAUGACUGCAAUCACUACGAGUGCGAUACUUUUGCAAUUCAUAUCGAUGAUGACGAAGCAAUUCCCCCCGCACCGACGCAAACCAUUAUGGCGCGCGCCUUGCAGCUGGAACGAGAGCAGUCCAAGAUCCACAAGGAGAAGCCGGCGCCGAGCGCGUGGAAGCUCCAGGAGUUCUACGACGAGUGCUCCCUGCCCAUCCGGCUGUGGAACCCGAAAAUGUUCCACUACAAGCAAUAUCAAAUGCAAAAGUGUCUGGGUCUGGAAGAUUGCCAGACUUGUCAUGCAUAUUUUGCAUGGCCCCUGAUGGCUGUAGUGCAUGGCCUAGCAUCACAUAUUUCUAGAGGGCUUCCUGUUGCCUAUUCUCCAUGAGAAAUGCAGUCUCCGUGUAGACCAAACUGGACUCCUCUUUCUGGUCAUGCAAUACAGAUUUUUUUCGAGUCCGAAGACAGCAUGACAAGUUGCAAUCUUCCAGACCCAGACAUUUUUACGAUCCAUAAGCAAGGGAAAAUACACGAACUCAUCCUAGACUACGCCGCCAGCCGAAACGGGAAAGUCGGAAAGGUACGUAGAUAGAAGUUGUUUAUUGGAUAAUACUGCAGCGGCUGGUCGACGAUGAUCUUUGCACUCCAGCGAAGUAGGUGUUCAGAGCUGCUUCUAGUGGUUGUAGAGGCUGCUUAUACUCAAUAACAUAAACCUAUGGCAGUGGGAAAAAAAAACUUUUUUUUUUUGCUACAUAUGGAUCACCCAUCGUGGUUAGGAGAUAGCUUGUUGGCGGCGAGAAUCGAUUGCGUAGCGACAGCGUCUGCCACGGUAUUCUGAGCUCGGUAGUCUGAAGGCAAGAAGAUGGCCGCAUUGGUGGCGCACUGCGUCACGGCUUUGGGUCCGUCAUGGCCGGCGUAGAUGUCGAACAGCCAGCCCCUGCAGUGCUGCCGGUUUAAUGACAGCAAUGCGCGGCCAGCCCAAAGCCAGAGGUGCUGCGCGCUGGAGCAAACAAUAGGCCCACGCCCCAACAGGCGAAACAGGCGCCCGCGCGUGGCCUUUGAUUAAUUCAAAGCCAUGCGCGGUCUUGCCGAUGACAUUGAUGCCACGGCCAUGGCGCUCUUCCGGCCCUAGGUCUCCGGUGGCGUUUCUUCGCCCUGGCUGUUUUGCACGGAGGCCAGCAGAGUUCCCUCCUGGGCUGCAAACCGAAAUCCUCUUGGGGUGCCCCCGAGGGGUCCCCCAAACCCCCCCUCCUUUGGGGCCCUUUCCGAAAGCUACUCCCCAUUGAUAUCUCCACGAAAGGGGGUCCCCCAAACCCCCCCCCCUCAAGGGGGGGCCCGGCCCCGCUUUUGUUUCGUUUGCGCAAGUUCGCAUAUUUCCAUAAAAUAGUUCUUGAACAGCCACUAGGCGACUCCGGCCAAAACGGAGACUUGCACAGCCUUGCCGGGAAUAAAUUCAAGGGCGCCGAAGGUGUCAGCCUAUCCUGUAUUUGCCGUGUGGGGCGCUCCCAAAGCUAGGGUGGGCCAUGUCUCGAGGCCGUGCGCGUCUCAGCCUGCCGCCUCUAAGCGAACCAGUGAGAAUGUCGCUGACUUAUCCCGAAGCCCCUGCCCAUACACCAAAGUUCAGAGCUGCUUCUAGUGGUUGUAGAGGCUGCUUAUACUCAAUAGUGUUGGAAGGGGCUGGCUAAAUGCUAGCGUUGCGACCCGACAAGCCUGCGGUGCGCCAUACAGCAAAAUACUGCCCGUGAGGGUAUGAGGUGUGAGUGGAGUGCUUUACUUUUCCGCUGAAUUAUCAGCCCGCCAAAAAUCUUCCCUGUGAUCAUUGAUUCUUGCCGGAGUGAUAAUUCACUGAAUUAUGUGCACUCCACUUCCUGCUUGUCAACGGGAAAUGGAGUGCUAAUGCAUUACGUUGCCACUUCGUGGGUGACUUUUGCCAUGCCGGAGUGAUAACUCAGUGACUUACCGCUCCAUAUUCCCCGUUGCCCAACCACCGACCAUCCACGGGAAAUGAGCGGGCAAUGCCCUGAGUUAUCUGCGUUGCCAGACGCGUUGCCGGAGCCGGACGAGGCCUAUCGGCCAGCGGGAAAGCAGUUAUCUGAAAGAUUGGGCAUCAGAUCCCACUCGCCACUCUUCAUUCGGCCGGCCGGCCGGGUGAGGAGUGGGACGGAUCAGCUAUCCGCAGCUCUGGGCCAAAAGCCGGCUCGAGAAACUCGAGAUCGGUGCGGCGACCUGAAAAAAGCGGAUCCGUCCCACGUUUCACCCACCCGCCCGGGCAGAUGAAAUCCCACUCUUCCGGAUAAUUUGUUACCCCACUCACGAACUAGCUCGCAGAAUUAUCACCCAAGCAAAAGCCACACCGUGAAAGUAGGAUUUUAUUUUCCAAAAGUGGCAACACAACGGAAUGCCGCCACGAAGCUCCACACACUCACACUUUUCGCGGAGUGGCAUUCCAAGUGAUUCGCACUCCUCGGGAGGUCAGAGUGUGGGCGCAUGCAUGCGAGGUGGGAGCGCGGCGGGCCGGGCACAAUACCACCGGCACGCUGCGCGCCAGAGCUCGCGGAAGGCGCUGGCACAGGAAAGGCCGCGCCGCUUCGGCGGCCUUCGCUUUGCCCUCCUGCCCGAAGUCAAAAGGGGCUCAGGCGGCUCUUUCGUUCUCUUUUUGGGCCCCGUUCGCCCUGUUCCCCAUCUGGACCAAUUUCUUGUGUUCAGCCAUAUCUACUAGGGGUCCCGAGUCAUGCAGGGGCUUUAUAUUCCAGCGCAUGGAAGAGGAAAAGAGCAAUGCGUCCUUUACCUCUAUGCGCAACCUGCACUGGUAGCGGCUCCAUCGAGUUCGAUGCUGAGAAGACGAGAGCGAGGGUUUUGCGCCGGGUAGGCUUUUCUUCUGGCACAACCAAAAGCCCCCUAGGAAGCAACAAAGAGGAGACUGCCAACCUCUAGAGGUGCAGAAUCUCCUUUGGGGUCUCCUUUCGACACUUUUAGGUCGUAUAUCGCACAUCGCAAAAAAGGAGACGGCCGACCUCUAGUGGUGCGGAGCCUCCUUGGCCGUCUCCUUUCAAGCAUUUUAGGUCGUGGAUCGCGAGCCAAAGCGCGAACCCCUCUAGAGGUCAGUAACCUCCUCGGUCGUCUCGUCUUGAGAAUAGCACCGCGAACAGCUUCAAAAGACGAAUCCGAAAAAGCCCGACCUUAAAGGUCGAAGCCUCCUCCGUGGUCUCCUUGAUGUCUCCUUUUCGUCAGAAACUAACGCGGAGUGGGCAUUUUAGGAAAAAGGCCAAAAAAGUGCCUACCUCUAGAGGUUUUAGUCUCCUUUUGGUCUCCUUGGAAGACUGUAGCGGCUGUAGUUGGCUCGUGAAAGCCUUUUUUUUUGAGCUCCAUAGGUUUUGGUCUCCUUGCUCCACUAGUUUUGGUCAAGUUGCUGCUAGUCUAUAGUUCUCUAUGGUAGUUCAGAGCUGCUUCUAGUGGUUGUAGGCUGCUUAUACUCAAUAACAUAAACCUACUUAUGUUUAAUACUACUUUACGGUGGUGAAGAAGAUCUUCGAUGGGCACGAGUUGCCAGAUUCGUGGCUGGAGGCAGCAAUAGCUUUGCUGCAUAAGAAUGGACCAAGGGCGGAGCCGCAGAACUAUCGGCCGGUCGCCUUGCUCCAUGUUGGCGAAAAAGUAGUAAGCUUAAUAGUGUUAAACCGGGUGCGGGAAAGCGCCUACAAAAUCAUAGACAAAAGGCAGAAAGGCUCAGUAAGGGGCCUCAGUUGCAGACAUGCGGUCUUUCGCUUGCUUCGGGACAUGGAGCACGCGAUCAAAGCGGGGGAGCAGCGGGUCUGUGAUUUCAUCGACUUCCAGAAGGCCUAUGACUCCUUGGACUGGCAGAAGAUGACCAAGAUUUUGGGGUGGCAGGGGUUUCCUGUGGAGCUGGUGGAAGUCGUGCGGCGAAUGUAUGGCUCCGCCACAUUCGCGUUGAAGGUCGGGCCGGGGAAACUAAGCAAAGCAACCACGCGGCAAAAAGCGGGCAUCAGGCAGGGCUCUAGCCUGAGCCCACUGGUUUUUGUGCUAAUUUUGGACUUUGCAAUGCAGGCCUUCGAGCUUGCAAUGCAUGAAGAAGAGGCUUGGGUAGGAAGCAAGGAUACCCCCAGCUUCCUAUCCUGGUUGGGGUUCGUGGAUGACUUGGUAGUCCGAAGCGACUCGCCGGAAGAAGCACAGGCAGCGCUGCUGCAGCUCCAGGCAGCCUGUAGGUUCGCGGGGCUCGAGUUGAACGCAAAGAAAACCGAGGCCAUGACCAUAGGCCUGCAGCCAACCAAGAAGGACAGCAGCGACGCAAAAAAGGAACGCUUCACCACAGAAGAAGGAACCGCGAACGAACGCAGCGGCUGGGCAGUCGAGUGGGACGGGGUGGACCUUGUGGAGGAAUUUGCAGCUGCGGCCAGAUCCAGGAAGCCCAUCGCGCCGGCGAUGGAGAAGACCACGCAUCUUCUUCUUUGGGACGAUGGGAAAUACAGUAGAUGUUGGAUGAAGAAGACAGGGUGGACAAUCACGGACGCGGGGGAGCGAAUGCGAAUAGUGGUUGUCAGAGCUGCUUCCAGUGGUUGUAGGCUGCUUAUACUCAAUAGCAUAAGCCUACUUAUGUUUAAUACUACUUUUACGCGGUUGCUGUAGCUGCUGACAUACAUUACAAUAUGUCGUGAAUGUGGAAGCGGUACUAGCUUGAAAUUGAAUAUUCAUCGAACAAGAAAAAUAAAUCCCUUCAGAUCGGGAUGCAGGCUGCGAAGCCAGCCGAGGGUGCGGAAGAGGAGGCCGUAGAAGAUCCGGGCACGGUGGUUGGACUCGACAUCAAAGGCGGCGUUGUGGAUGAGAAGACGUUCUACCAUCUGGAAUUCUGUGUCGUCGUGGAGCAGCCCGUGGUUGUGCGUUUCGAGGAAACUCGGGUCAGUGACAUUCGCACACAGCUGGCCGAGCGCUUCUCAGAGCAUCUGCCCUUGCACCGCGUUGGCGUCAUUUGCUGCACAAUGAAAAAGGAAUAAAUUUAAAUUUAUUUUUAUAGCUACUUAGCAGGAGACUUCUAGACACUGAACUUCGCGUUUUGCAGCUGCAGCUGCGCCGUUUACUUUAAGUUGAUGUUGAUAUUAUUGCAGGGGUCGAGUUCAUCAAUUUCGAUAGCCCCCCGAUCUAUCAUCACGAGGACUAAGUAUAAGACGAGCACUUCAAACGAAAAGUAGUUUUAAAUUGAACCGAAUCCGAUAGGGAUGAAUAAAAUCAAAUAUUGUAGUUGAUCUGAGCCCAGGAUUUUGGGUGACGAGUAGGAGUAGCAACUAGCAGAUGACCACGUGUUUUUGUGUAUCAGGGAAGUACAGCGAACAGCAACAGAUUUGAGUUAGCGCUUCCAGGAGGACGACGACAAGCAGGGCAGUAUGACAGCUUUGCAUCACGAAAUGAAAAUAUCUGAGAGUGUGGCGCUUGCCUUCGCAACAGUCGGCUGUGGACCACGACUGAUAGACCAAUCAUUAGUAGGAAAACAUCUUCAAGCCCCGUGUUCAGCUUUAUC
Messenger RNA from Amoebophrya sp. A120, 9198 nucleotides. The record is from the annotation of a GenBank genome assembly. NCBI's taxonomy places the organism in Eukaryota, Dinophyceae, Syndiniales, Amoebophryaceae.